UUGCACACUUUACUCAAGCCAGUCUACAGAGCUGAGCCAGAGAAUAUUUUAAGAAACUUGCCAAUUAAAACAACACAAGUGUGUAACAUGAAGACCUUCACGUUUACAGUUGCAGUCAUUUAUAUGCUCGCCUUUAUUUUGAUAAAGAACAGCUUUGCCUGGCCAUCGACUCAAAAGCAGAAUGUGCCAGAAGUGAGAGAUGGGGAUGUUUUCGAGGCCUUUCAAAUGCAAUCAGAACAAGAAAAGAUGAGCGAUUUUGUCAGGGACAGACACAAAAGAGAUGAGCGAGAUUGUCGCUUGUGCUGUAACUGUUGUAGAAUGGGGCCUACAUGGUGUGGUCUCUGCUGCGAGUGGUGAUUCCAGGAAUCUCUACAUACGUCUGUGCAGUCAUCAAUAUGUAUUGUCACAAUUAACCUUGGUAUACAGUAGAAUUUUUUUUUUUAGAUGUUUAUACUCAUGUCCAUGAAGGUGUAACAAAACUCACACACAGAUAUACUGUAUAUUUUGUGUUAAACAUCACACACACUGUGGACAAUCAGACACAAGUAGGCAACCCUUGAAGUAGGGGUGUAGGGACAAAUGGCAACAAAAAGACUCCAAGACCUGAGUUUUUAUCAAUAAAUGAUUCAUCAAAACA
Molecule: messenger RNA, 637 nt
Organism: Corythoichthys intestinalis (scribbled pipefish)
Lineage: Eukaryota; Metazoa; Chordata; Actinopteri; Syngnathiformes; Syngnathidae
Product: hepcidin-like
Exons: 3
Coding region: 88-357 (89 amino acids)
Biological process (GO): intracellular iron ion homeostasis
Cellular component (GO): extracellular region
Source: RefSeq, a predicted model, not a curated record